This is a messenger RNA of Symbiodinium natans, 471 nucleotides long. NCBI's taxonomy places the organism in Eukaryota, Dinophyceae, Suessiales, Symbiodiniaceae. The record is from the annotation of a GenBank genome assembly.
AUGGCUGAAAUUGCCACCCGCAAGCGCCGCCCGGAGCAUGACGCGCCAGCGGAGGAGCCACGCAAGCGCCCCCGAGACGCGGAAUGGCGCGGGAAUGCCGAGCGCCAGCGCGAGCGUGGUGAAGAUCGUGGCGAGCUGCCCAUCAUGAGGAAGUACUUGGAGCAGAUCCGGAGGGGGCAGAAGACGGUGGAGGGGCGCAUCAACAGUGGUCAGUUCCGGCGGUACCGUGAGGGUGACAUGGUGACGUUCAUCAACCAGAACCAGCGUGUGCCGUGCCGCAUCACGGGCAUCCAGGUCUACUGGUCCUUCAAAGAGAUGCUUGAGGGCGAAGGUGUCGGCAAUUGCCUGGCAGACGUGUCUGACGUUGACGUGGGAGUCGACAUCUACCAUCGCAUCCCCAGCUUCGAGCAGAGGGCGCGGCAGUCGGGCGUCCUCGCGAUCCGCUUGCAGCGGAUCGGGAGAAUGACUUGA